Amaranthus tricolor (Joseph's coat) is the source of this 1874-nucleotide messenger RNA. Its product is annotated as fructose-1,6-bisphosphatase, cytosolic. Gene Ontology annotation, cellular component: cytosol; cytoplasm. Gene Ontology annotation, biological process: fructose metabolic process; fructose 6-phosphate metabolic process; gluconeogenesis. Gene Ontology annotation, molecular function: fructose 1,6-bisphosphate 1-phosphatase activity. The transcript is spliced from 12 exons. The coding region runs from base 291 to 1316 and encodes 341 amino acids. Lineage: Eukaryota; Viridiplantae; Streptophyta; Magnoliopsida; Caryophyllales; Amaranthaceae. The record is from RefSeq and is a predicted model, not a curated record.
AAAAAUAUAUUAUCCAUUUAUAACAAGAAUUUGAAUAAGAAUAAGAAUACAAAACAAAACUUUACAGUUUCCUAUAAGAGGACACAAGAAGAAGAAGAGAGAUUUGAUUUUAUCCUGACACUGAGGCAAUCUAUGAUUUGGGACCCACAUCAUUUCUCUCUCCUCCAUUUUUGUGGUGUUCAUUCUUCUUGUAUAGAGCUGUAUUUGUAUAUAUAGAAGUAGUUGCACAUUGAUUAUUUGUUCUGUAAUUCUGUUAAUUGUUCUCCACAAAUUAUUCAAAGAAGAAGAAGAUGGAUCAUGCAGCUGAUGCAGCACGGACGGAUUUGAUGACAAUAACACGGCAUGUGUUGAAUGAACAAUCCAAACGACCUGAAUCUCGCGGUGAUUUUACCAUUCUUCUUAGUCAUAUCGUGCUGGGGUGUAAAUUUGUAUGCUCUGCUGUUAACAAGGCUGGUCUUGCCAAGCUCAUAGGACUUGCUGGGGAGACUAAUGUUCAGGGUGAAGAGCAAAAGAAGCUUGAUGUACUCUCAAAUGAUGUCUUUGUCAAGGCCUUGAUAAGUAGUGGUCGAACUUGCAUUCUUGUGUCUGAGGAGGAUGAGGAGGCAACAUUUGUUGAGCCAUCCUUGCGUGGAAAGUAUUGUGUCGCUUUUGACCCUCUGGAUGGAUCUUCCAACAUUGACUGUGGCGUUUCAAUUGGCACUAUCUUUGGGAUUUACAUGGUCAAAGAUUUUAACAAUGUAACUCUUGAUGAUGUCCUAAAACCUGGAAAGAAUAUGGUAGCUGCUGGUUAUUGCAUGUAUGGAAGCUCUUGCACGCUUGUCUUGAGUACUGGAAGCGGUGUCAAUGGUUUCACACUUGACCCAUCUCUUGGAGAGUUUAUUUUAACUCAUCCAGAUAUCAAGAUCCCAAAGAAAGGUAAGGUCUACUCAGUGAAUGAAGGCAACGCAAAGAAUUGGGAUGGCCCAACAACAAAGUAUGUGCAGAAGUGUAAGUUCCCUGAAGAUGGUUCACCACCAAAGUCUCUCAGAUACAUCGGAAGUAUGGUUGCUGAUGUCCAUCGCACUUUACUUUAUGGCGGUAUCUUUAUGUACCCUGGUGAUAAGAAAAGCCCUAACGGUAAACUUCGGGUUCUCUAUGAGGUCUUUCCAAUGUCUUUCCUAAUGGAGCAAGCUGGUGGACAAGCUUUUACCGGCAAACAACGGGCACUCGACUUGGUCCCUACAAAGAUACACGAGCGAUCACCAGUAUUCCUUGGAAGCUAUGAUGAUGUUGAAGACAUCAAAGCUCUGUAUGCUGCCGAAGAGCAGAAGGCCUGAGCAUCCGCAGAUGCUAGACCGCACCAUAAUUUCCUCUUUCAAAUUUAAAUACGCUGCAUCAGGCAGCGGUUACAUGUGAACUAUGCUGGUAUAUAUGCUCCAGAAAUGUGCAUAACUUAGGAAUAUUUACAUUUGACUGAGCAUUGAUUAAUUGUCAAACAACUAUUAUUUCAUAUUAAUGUCAAUGGUCAAAAUAUCUGGUGUAUACCUCCUUGCAUUUUUUUGUUCGAUCUAGAAAGAGCAGUUCACGUGCCCCAGUGGUCAGACGUGAUUUAGGACAAGUAUAAGGUGUAUGAUCAUACAAUAAGGCUCUUUAAAGUUCGAACGAUGCCUACAAUGUUUAGGUCAAAUCACAAAAUUUCGAUCAUUUAGUCUAAAAUUUCGACUACUAUAAUGGUCGGUAACUUGUGAUUUGGCCUGAAUGCUGUAGACAUUGAUCAUUUGGUGGUUGUCAUUCGCAAAAAGAAAAAGCUACUGAGAUUGUAAUACGCAAAAAGUUCAAACUUUAAAUUUGUAAUUCGCAAAUAUUUUUUUUAUAGUUAAAGUAGUUUCAUUACA